UGUUUCGUCGCCGGAUCCAAGAAUUUGUCCAUCCCUCGUUGUACUCUCGGCUUCGGGAUCUGGUGACACAAUGGAUUGAUCAAGACGACCGGAGCCGUGACGAUACUGUGCGUUAUAAAUUGCAUAAUCUUGUCUCGGAUCUGCAGCACGUGAAUCCCCUUGAGAUUCGGUUUGAUACUGGCCAUGAAAGUUCUCGAUUCGUCAAAUUUAUCAGUCCGUAUCAGCAUUUAGUUGAACGCUGGACCGGGGAGCAUUGGGAUUGGUGGCCAUUGCCUCGCUGUCAAAGACCACUGGAAGAAUCAGAAACACGUCUACGAUGGAAGUGUGUGAGUAUUCGUUGAUCUCCGCUCCUGCACAAGAUUGAGCCCUGAUCAGUGAUGCAGGAAUGUGGUGAAGAGCGAUGGGCAGAAGUGCCAAAAAGAUUUUCCAAACGCCUUCAGUCUAUAAUUAGAAGUCUGCCCACAGGCACAACUGCAAGAGAAGAUUUGCAACCUCCUCCAGGGACCCAUACUCGAUCUGACUCGCUCCCUAGUAGCGCUCCAAAUAAUGGAAUCUCUAACCAGGCACCACAUCAGGGUCAUGGGAUUCAGCAGGCAGUUAGUCCAUCAUCGGAUCCUUCAAGUCAUCGUCGACCACCGGGACUCCAGGCCAGUAUCUUCGACAAGAGUCUCACUCAGCACCGCGUCCUCUUGGUCGUAAAACGCGGCCAUAACUAUAGACUCGCACAGAUUCGCGUGAGCGGUUCAAACCAUGAUACCUUUUUCGGCACCUUGAGAGAAGAAUAUUUCCGCCUUAGAGGUAUGAUGCGAAGCUGGUUCAGUGUUUGGAGGUACAACCAUUGCGAGUUUUACGAGUUUGAGAAGUUCGAUGACCACCUCUUCGCACCCAGAACCAAGAAUGCUUUCCCUAGCCAUGGGAAUACUGAAUAUGAGUAUCUGCCAAGACCAAUAGACAACAUUCCCCCAAUAAGUGAACACGCAUUCUGGUGCAAAUUUUACGCAUGUCACAAACCACGACCAUAUCACCUCCACCACAAAUGUAACCAGCGGAGGUCUCAUUCCAAUGAGAUGCUAAAGUCCCUCCCCAAAAAAAAGACUGAACUAGAAGAGGGGGGCGACAAGCGAGAGUACUUCUGGGGGAUCUAUGCAUGUGAAAACAUUAGUAUACGUUGGAUCAUUUUCUACAAUUUUCUCUGUGUUUCACCUUUGCUAGCAUUCUUCGUGGCAUGGAUCAUACCACAGGAGCACGGCACGGAUUUGCAAAACCCGUCUAUCCCUCUUUCCAUGAUGUGUUCGAUGCUUUCUCUCUUCUGGAGUGUAUAUCUCAGCAGUCUACAGUUUGGCAGGUCUCAUUAAAGCUGGUAUGUGUGUUAUAUCUUGGUCUGUAUUGC
Molecule: messenger RNA, 1390 nt
Organism: Aspergillus campestris IBT 28561
Lineage: Eukaryota; Fungi; Ascomycota; Eurotiomycetes; Eurotiales; Aspergillaceae
Exons: 2
Coding region: 378-1355 (325 amino acids)
Source: RefSeq, a predicted model, not a curated record